Messenger RNA from Lingula anatina, 2425 nucleotides. RefSeq names its product nuclear receptor coactivator 5-like. NCBI's taxonomy places the organism in Eukaryota, Metazoa, Brachiopoda, Lingulata, Lingulida, Lingulidae. The record is from RefSeq and is a predicted model, not a curated record. Gene Ontology annotation, molecular function: RNA binding.
UUGAAAUAUUAUCAAAUGGCUUGUCUUGUAUUCACGCGAGAAGUGGCGAGAACUUAAAAUGACCCACGCUUGAAGAAAAAGGGAAAAGAGCAGCACCGACACACAAUGAGUAGAGAGCGAGAGCGCGCCCGUGGACCACCUGUGAGAGAUGAGAGGACAAUCACAAAUUCUGAUGACCCAAAACUUUUGUACAGCCGGGUUUUUAUAGGGAACUUGCCCACAGAUAAAAUGACAGAGGGGGAACUGGAAACCAUGUUUAAAAAAUAUGGAAAAGUAUUGGGCACAUCUUUACACAAAGGUUAUGGCUUUGUUCAGUAUGGCAAAGAGGAAGAAGCCAGGGAAGCUGUUAGACUAGAAAAUGGGGGUCUAUACAAAGGAUUUAGAAUAGAUGUGAAGAUAGCCUCAGAAGGCAGAAGUCAGAGGGGGGGACCACGAAGGGAAAGAGACAUUUCAGCAGGAAGAGGGUUGGCUCCCAGAGACAGAUCACCACUGAGAGACCCCUAUGAAGACCGUCUCAGGGACCCACUAAGAGACCCAUACAGACGAGAUGAUCCCUAUGCUCGCGACCCCUACCUAGAUGACCCUUAUGGCCCUCCGCCCAGACGCCCCCCUCCCCUGGAUGACCCCUACCUGGACAGAUAUGCCAGAGAUGACCCCUACAGGCGACCACCCCCCUUUGAUGAUGGGAGGGACCCCUACCGGGACCCCUAUUACCCCCCUCCCCCUGUGGGGGCACCUGAGGCUGAGAGACCCCCCUUUGACUGUUGUAUUCUCAUGAAAUCUCCACAACAGAGAGCUUACGGAGAUAUGAUAACCCGCCGCUUGAAGACGUUCAGCGUGCUGACAGACAUGCGCGAGAUCCCAGAAGGCACCACUCCUCAGAUCAUGAUCGAUGAUUUGGUGCGCAGGGGCAUCCUGUACGCCAUCAUCAUUAACAGUCAGAACGAAGUCCAUCGGUCUCUGACACUGAACAUCCUGCACGGUACUCCCCAAGAGCACAGAAAUAUGCCGCUUGAUGAUGCCAUGAGUCUUGUCGCGCGCAACUACGAGCAGUAUCUGAAAGAAUUGAGGGCCAAGGCACCAGUGCCACCCCCCAAGGUGGAUUUUACACCUCCAGACCCAAGUAUUGCCUAUCUGCUUAAUCUUAUGGCAGAUGGCCGCCAGUUAACACUGGAAGAAUUGGAGAAGGUCCUGAAAUAUGUGAAGGAGAGGCGCGACCAAAUGCUGCCUAAACGAGGUGCGAGCAAUGGUGUGAGUGCAGGAGGGGGAGCAGGAGAAACAGGAGCUCUACGCGAUGAGAAAUCUCUGCUCCAACAACAAGCUCAGCUCCAGGCCAAGAUCCUCAGCAUUCUGAACCCCAACAGUGGUGUCCCGUCGUCCCAGGGGGUCGGGAUGGCCGCCCAGGAGCCACAGGUCCCGCAGCAGCAGUCGGCUCAAGCAGGAGGGGUAGGGCUGAACCUGGACAACCCCAGUAUACAGAAGGCCCUGGACAGUCUGAUUCAAAGCGGACCCAACCUGCUGAAGAAUAUCACCUCAAUCUCAACAGGGGGCAGCACCAGUGGGCAGAGUACCAUGUCGCAGGCCGGGUAUGGCGGAGGAGGUCAGGCAAGGGCCAUGGGGGGUUACGGAGGUCAGCAGCAGGGGUAUGGCGGCGCCUCUGGGUAUGGUGCCGCACAGCAAGGAUACGGCGCACAGGCUCAGCAAGGUUACGGCGCACAGGGACAGCAGGGAUAUGGCGGCGGAGGAGGCGGACCAGCUGGGUUGCUAGGAGACCGCCCUGCUGCUCAGAUGCAGCAGCAACAGCGAAUGGGGAUGGGAGGUCAGGGAGGUCGACCCCGCCCCCUCAUGUGAUUGACACAACCCAUCUGCUGAAUACCUUGUAUAGUCUACAAACUAAUGGAGUAUGUUUAAUAUUUGGGACUGUAUUAAAAUCUUAACAAAGCAAGAUGUGUCAUGGUUUCUUGGGCAGAUACAUAUUUUCGUAGAAAGAACUGUAGAUAAGUAUGUUUAGCGUAGUGCAGGAACAACAAUAAUGCCAAGGCAAUAAAGCUGUUUAUAAAUUCUCAUUGCGGAGAAAGUAUUGUACAUACUAGUAAGAGACUGCCCUGUAAAGAACCAUGGAGGUCAGACAUGUUAUCACUAUGUUAUUUUGUAUUUUAAAGAACUUUUUAAAUGAUGAUAGUUGACAUGGAUGAUUGUUGACACUCUGCGGGGGAUCAGUCUUGAUGACGUUGAUGUUAUCCCUGUGAAAUGUUUACUUAAAUUUGCAUUGUUUAGCAGAAUAGGUUCUAGAAAUCCAAUUUUGUUAUUACAAUCAUGUUACAUUUUAAAUGUGUUACUUAGGUAUCUUUCAAGAUGUUUUUAUAAACUCCUUCAUUGUAGAUUGUAUGUUUUAGUGUAAUAAAAAAUCAGAUAUGAAUUUUAU